Messenger RNA from Colius striatus (speckled mousebird), 1365 nucleotides. It is a transcript of the gene GABRE, whose product is annotated as gamma-aminobutyric acid type A receptor subunit epsilon. The transcript has 9 exons. Gene Ontology annotation, cellular component: neuron projection; dendrite membrane; synapse. Gene Ontology annotation, molecular function: GABA-A receptor activity; transmitter-gated monoatomic ion channel activity involved in regulation of postsynaptic membrane potential; benzodiazepine receptor activity. Bases 1 to 1365 code for a protein of 454 amino acids. Gene Ontology annotation, biological process: monoatomic ion transmembrane transport; regulation of postsynaptic membrane potential; chloride transport. The record is from RefSeq and is a predicted model, not a curated record. Lineage: Eukaryota; Metazoa; Chordata; Aves; Coliiformes; Coliidae.
AUGCCCGGGACGGUGCUGCUGCUCUGCCUGGCCCUCGGGCCGGUCCUGCGAGCCAGGUGUGAGAGCACAGAGGAAUACGAUUAUGAUUACCUCAGCAUCAACAAAACCUGGGUCCUGACCCCCAAGGCACAGGAGACUGAUGCCACACAGAUCCUGAACUCGCUGCUGAAGAACUAUGACAACAAGCUGAGGCCUGACAUUGGCAUCAAGCCCACGUUCAUUGAUGUGGAUAUCUACGUGAACAGCAUCGGGCCAGUGUCUGUCAUCCAGAUGGAGUACACCAUAGAUAUCUUCUUUGCUCAGACCUGGUACGACCGGCGCCUUCGUUUCAACAGCACCUUGAAGGCCCUGACGCUGAACACCAACAUGGUGAGCCGCAUCUGGAUCCCAGACACCUUCUUUAGGAACUCCAAGCGGGCUGAUUCCCACUGGAUAACCACUCCUAAUCAGCUCCUGCGCAUCUGGAACGAUGGAAAAGUGCUCUACACGCUCAGGCUGACAAUCGAGGCUGAAUGUCUGCUCCAGCUGCAGAACUUCCCCAUGGACACUCACUCCUGCCCUUUGGUUUUUUCCAGCUAUGGCUACCCACGGGAGGAGAUUGUCUAUCGCUGGAGGCGAUACUCCAUUGAGGUCUCUGACCAGCGCACCUGGAGGCUCUACCAGUUUGACUUCACAGGCCUGAGGAACACCUCGGAAGUUCUCAGGACUGGGGCAGGGGAGUACAUGGUGAUGACAGUUUCUUUUGACCUAAGUAGACGGAUGGGUUAUUUUGCCAUUCAGACCUACAUUCCCUGCAUCCUGACUGUUGUUCUUUCCUGGGUUUCCUUCUGGAUCAAGAGAGACUCUACGCCAGCCAGGACAUCUCUGGGUAUCACAACUGUGCUAACAAUGACCACCCUGAGUACCAUCUCCCGCAAGCACCUUCCCCGUGUCUCCUACAUCACAGCCAUGGACCUCUUUGUCUCUGUGUGCUUCAUCUUCGUCUUUGCAGCUCUCAUGGAGUACGCUACACUCAACUACCUGGUGGGGAACAAGAAACCAGUUGAGCACAACAACAGGAAAGCCAGGCUGCCACCUGCCAGCUCACAGGUGAUGCCAUCCUUUACCACCAUCAACAUCAACAACAUCAUGCACUGGCCCCCAGAGAUAGAGGAGGAUGAGGAUGAAGAUCCUGGCUCUCCGUGUCUGGAGGGGAAGGAGUGUGAGAGGUUCUUCUGCUGCAUUGAGGACUGUCAGACAGGAAUGUGGCGGGAGGGCAGGAUCCGCAUCCACAUCUCCCGCCUGGACUCCUACUCUCGCGUCUUCUUCCCCACUGCCUUCCUGCUCUUCAACAUUGUCUACUGGAUUGCCUAUCUCUAUCUCUAG